GGCCGCAGCUCCGACCGAGAUAAGGCAGGCAAAGACCGCGCAGACAGGGAAACCAAGAUGGCGACGAAGCUCGGGUCCGGCCAGGUGGUUUGUCCGGAGAGUGUGGCGAACGGAAAAGACGUGCAGCCUGCCCCGAACCCCGUAGAUGCUCUCAAGACGUCUGUGACAUCAAUCGUCCCUGCGACACAGACCGGGCUCCUAGCAGCGUCCGGGUUCGCUUCCGAGGUGCCGACGGAAGACGUAGUAACACCGGUAGAGCAAACGCAGGCCUCCACUGCGAGUGACAUUCGUGCCCCGACGCCGCGCUUCAUUUCCAGCAACUCUCACGCCAGAUUUAAGUUGGAGGAGAAGCGAAAGCAAUCCGCCGUGUCCUUUGAAGCCGGCGUCAAGGAACCGCAGACGAACGACAAGGUGCCCUUCGUGAAACGAGAGUCCACGGCCUUGGCGCACUUGGAAGAACUGGGCCCGAGACACGCGCACGGGAGGAGGAGCUUGUCGACGAUUCUCAAGACAUCGGCCACACCGACACGCCUGGCCCGGCGGGCCUCCUCGGUCGACUUCGGUCCCGAAAAAUACAGGCUCAUCAGGUGCGCACGCCUCGCCCGCAGUCUUGCAUCCUCGUGCUAAAUCAUUGUUCUUUAUGACCUGUACCCAAUUGCCUCGAAUACUUUUCAAGAUUGCCUCAGAAGCGAAUACCUAAUAUAUUAAUCCCGAAUAUAAGUUCGGUGGCUGGCGGGAAUCGCGUGGGUGGUUUAGGCGUAUUCCUGAGAAAAACUUAAUGCGACGAGUUCUGCGCGAAUUUGUUUAUCGUUGCGGCCAAUGAGGCAUAGUUGCAGGGUUUCCUGUAAAUGACUGUCACAUAUAGCGACGUUAGUUUCUUUAGAAAUCGAUCGUUUGCGGCCCAUUACGCACUUUGUCCUAUAUCCUGAAAUGUACCCCCAUGCCUGCCAAACGUGUAUACAAGGUAGGAUG
Dermacentor andersoni is the source of this 972-nucleotide messenger RNA. The record is from RefSeq and is a predicted model, not a curated record. Lineage: Eukaryota; Metazoa; Arthropoda; Arachnida; Ixodida; Ixodidae.